AUCAAAUAAAAAACUGAUGUCAAUAGAAUUAGGAAAAUGAUAAUCCUGUUACGGGAAGCCCCAGUCCUCGAUGGAAGGUUUCACUAGACCGAGCGAUUGUGUAUGUUUAGUUUAGUUUUUCCGACAUGGGGACUUGUUCAUAAGUUUGUUGGUACAAUCAUGAUAAGUUGAUUAAUCGUCUAUGAAAAUAUUGGCUGAAUUAAACUGAAAAAUGGAGAUACUAAACUUACUGCGUUUUGGCUACGCCAUGGUUAUUUGUACGUUUCUCCUCAUGGUGUGGCUUUCCCUCAGCAGCGCUCUAAGUGUUCGCGAAACAGGGGUAGUACGUUACCCUCCGUGCUAUUUUAACCCUCUUUGCAGUUGCUCGAAGGCAGUUCCAGAUCUCGGCAUCGUUCACUGCCACAAUGUCCAACUGCCAAGGAUACCGGUCACUGUAAACAUCUCCAAGGUGUUCAUGCUUCAUCUGGAGAAUAAUGGAUUAAGAACAAUCGAGCCGUUUUUUCUUCAAAGCACUGGAUUAUAUAAAAUAAUAAUUACAAAAAACCCAUUGACUGUAGUACCGGAUGAAGCGUUCUUAGGCUUGGAAAGGUCGCUGUGGGAGUUAGAACUAAGUUACAAUAAACUAACAAGCAUUCCUAAUAGAGCUUUAAGAUACUUGCAAAAAUUACGUUUAUUAGACUUAACUGGUAACGAAAUCAAUACAAUUUCUCCUGAGAACUGGCGAGGUUUGGAGAAUUCCUUAGAAGAACUGAUUUUAGCAGACAAUUCUAUAACGCACUUGCCCAUUGAUUCGUUUUCCGGUCUACCGAUGGUGGAUACUAUCAAUCUAAAGGGAAACAAUCUUCGGGAAAUCGACCCUUCUGUAUUUAGAGAUGGAAUGGGAAGACUUGCACAUUUAAUUUUAGCAGACAACCAACUUAGUUCCGUACCCUAUCAAGCAUUGCAGCCAUUGAGAACUUUAAAAACUUUGGAUUUAAGUUACAACAGAGUUAAUAAAAUGGAACCUGUUACUGAUACUGGAGCAACUGUAGUGCUAAACUUUCAAAUAAAUUUGGAUGUGUUCAGACUUGAUUACAAUCAACUCACCAUUCUACAACCAGCUAGUUUCGAGUAUUUUAGCGUUUUAAACAAAACUUACCUGGAUGGAAACCCUUUGAGUUCCAUCGAAGAAAAUGCGUUCAGAAAAGCUAAAAUAAAAGAACUGUACAUAAGGUUCUGUGGUUUGACUACCAUCAAUCCCGCUUCAUUUGGUGGGCUGGAAAACUCUUUGGAAAUUCUAGAUUUAUCGGGAAAUAAUAUUGCUCUUUUACCGGAGAAUCUUUUACAUAGAUUUGAGUUCCUUAGAACUUUAUCAUUGAGAGAUAAUAUAAUUUCUAAGCUAAAUCCUAUUGAUGCUUUUAAUGCAUUUUUGUUUACACUGUAUAAAUUGGAUUUAAGAGGAACGUCUAAUGUCGAAAUAAAAAUUCAAGAUUUAAGAAGAUUGCGUAGUUUAAGAGUACUUUAUUUAUCAAAACUUGGUGAAGGUAACUUAGAUCCGCAAGACUUUCAGGAGUUUGGAAUGGAUCUUGAAGAACUUUAUAUAAAUUCCGCAAAUAUUCAUACCAUAAAACAUAACGCAUUUAAAUACGUUCACGGUUUAAAAUUACUGGAUUUUUCAGAAAAUUCCAUUUCAACCAUAGAAGAACAUGCUUUUAAAGAGAUUGGUCAUUCGUUGGUGACAUUAAGAUUGACCAGAGGUCUUUCAUCUUCUUACAAAAAUAUACCUGCUGAAGCCUUUAAGGUUUUGGUGAAUUUAGAAAAUUUGGAUUUAAGUAAUAAUAGAAUUAAAACAAUGCAAGAUACUGCAUUUCACUUUUUAAAGAAACUUAAAACGUUGGAGCUACAAGACAAUAUCAUCGAAAUAGGAGAUAUACACCAGAACCUUGAGGAAAUUUAUCUGUCAUUUAACAAUAUUAAAGUACUUCAACAGCACACUUUUGUUGAUUUAGCUCGAUUAGAGCAGCUCCAUUUGGAUGACAAUAGCAUUGAGACUUUGGAUCGUCGAUCCUUCAUGAACUUGGAAAGAUUAAAAAGAUUGAAUCUAAAGGGUAAUAAAAUUGCCAGUAUAACUUACGAGGCAUUCCAGAAUUUACCAGAAUUGGAGGACUUGGAUAUAUCUUAUAACAAACUUACAAACUUUGAAUUUGCUAUGUUUGAUCAGGUGGGAACUCUAGCUGUAUUCCACGUAAAUGUUAGUCAUAAUAACUUAAGAGAUUUGACUGUUAAUAUUGGAAGCACUUUUGAGGCAAAUUCAGGUCUCGGCACUGUGCAUUCCAACAUCAGGGUACUGGAUCUCUCCUUUAAUAAUAUUUCAAUGAUUUCAAAGCAGUUUUUCCGACCUAUUGAAAUUUCCAUAACCCAUCUUUACAUGGGUCACAAUAAGCUUCUUAAUGCUACUAGAGAAGUAUUUGGUAAUAUGCCUCAUCUGCAAUGGUUGGAUCUUUCUUCCAAUGAAUUAUACGAAAUGGAUUUUGAUAUGUUUAGAAAUACUAAAAAGUUACAGGUGCUUUUUGCAGCCUAUAAUCGCAUAGCGGACAUUCCAAAUGAUUUAUUUAGGUUUCUUAAUAAUUUAAGGAUAGUGGACUUUUCUAAUAACAGGUUAAGAAAUUUACCUGAUAAUUUAUUUAGGGAGGAAGGAUUGGAAAGAUUCGACAUAUCCCAUAAUAUGCUAAGCAAACUACCACUUACAAGUUUUUCAAUUGCAACAGCCAUCUCUUUAAGAGAAAUGGAUUUAUCUUGGAACAGUAUUUCCUCUUUGUCACAUGGAGGAGUUUUUGAACGAUUUAAAAAUUUAAAUUGGUUGGACCUAUCAUAUAAUCGUCUAGCUCAAAUAGACGCUGGAACUUUUAAAGGGCUUCCAAAAUUAUCGAGCCUGGAUUUAAGUCACAAUGCUCAAUUGGCAUUAGAGGGAAAUGGAUUAAGUUUGCAGGGGCUUGAAUAUUCCCUUCUUCAUCUUUACCUAGACAACGUAUCAUUGUCACAUAUACCGGUACUACCAACACCUCAUCUAGUAACCUUAUCGUUAGCUUUUAAUUCUUUGCCAACUGUUCCACCGGAAAUGGCAACAAACAUGACGUCGCUGCAAAACUUAAAUCUAAAUUACAACGAUUUAACUGCUGUUCCCAUAGUAACGCAUUCUUUAAAUCAGCUUAGGACUCUUUCGAUGGUUGCUAAUCCAAUAACAUUUUUGAGCAAUACAAGCUUAUUGGGUGUAGCAGGACACUUAAUUAAUUUGGACAUCAGGAACUUUGAUUUGACAAUAUUAGAAUCUGGAGCUUUUUGCAAGAUGUACUCCUUAAGAACACUAAAGAUAAACUUGUAUAGCAACAUUAAAAAUUUUAAUAUUCCAUCGUAUUUGCAGUUUAAUAGUGGAUUACGUAAUUUGGAAAUACAUGUUCCCAUGGCUACAGACAACAAUUUGGAUAAAGAGUUAAAUGGAGAAUGGCCUACAAAAUUGAGAAAUAUUACAUUUUCUGGUAGAGGAUUAAAAAAUCUUGGACAACAUAUUUUGCAGGGUAUAAAAAGUCCAAAUCUGCACUUUGCUCUUGUCAACAGUAGCAUAUCAAAAAUUCAAAGCGCCAUUUUUCAAAAUGCUGCCAGAGCCAAAAAUAUAACGUUAGAAUUAAGAGACAAUUAUGAGUUAAAAAGUUUUUUAAACCCUUCCACUGGUAUGAAGCCUAAUCUUUAUAAAAAAACGUUUUUGAUUGACAUGGACUUAUCCAAUAACAAAUGGUCGUGUGAUUGUGACCUGGGAUGGAUUGAAGUAUGGCUAAGAAAAAAGAGACAAUAUUUAUGCGGAGAAAGUCCUAGCAGUACGCCAUAUUUUACACACAAGGAUUACAUUUGCAGACAUGCUGAUGAAGAUUUAAGGAUAUCAAAUUGCAAUAAUAAAAACAACAACAGUAUUAUGGAGGUCUUGAAAACGGAUAUUGAAUGCGGAUGGAGCUCAGCUAUAAGACCGAAAUAUUUUUCAAUUGGAUUAAUUUUGUUUUUGGUGUUGCAUGUAAUUUUUAAAUAAAGUUGUAAUGCAAGUGGAACAUUUAAAACUGCCGUAAUAACUCACUCGCUAUGAAAAUUUGUAGCCAGAUUUAUUGCCAAAUUUACAUUCUUAAUUUAUUUUUGGAAUAUCCUACUCUCGUUAGGUACAAGUAAUAUUUAAAACAAUUUUGUAUCAUAUUGAUAUGUAUACAUGCAUUUAUUUAUUUAAAAUUUAAUAACUUAAUUAUAUUAACUAUUUAUUCUACUGUGUAUAUACAAAAACACUCUUUAUUUUUUCAAUUAAUUUUAUUUUAGUUACUAAUA
Messenger RNA from Brassicogethes aeneus, 4341 nucleotides. NCBI's taxonomy places the organism in Eukaryota, Metazoa, Arthropoda, Insecta, Coleoptera, Nitidulidae. The record is from the annotation of a GenBank genome assembly.